Messenger RNA from Neoarius graeffei (lesser salmon catfish), 843 nucleotides. Its product is annotated as histone deacetylase 2-like. The transcript is spliced from 2 exons. The record is from RefSeq and is a predicted model, not a curated record. Gene Ontology annotation, molecular function: histone deacetylase activity. Bases 1 to 843 code for a protein of 280 amino acids. NCBI's taxonomy places the organism in Eukaryota, Metazoa, Chordata, Actinopteri, Siluriformes, Ariidae.
AUGGCUCUGUCAGAGGCCAUUGGCAGUCUCUCUUGGAAGAUGAAGACUGGAUGGCUCUUGACUGGAUUCCUAUACUAUGGAAUGGUUAAUUACAUACAUCCUGGAGACCUGCGGGAUAUUGGUGCAGGUAAAGGUAAAUACUAUGCAGUGAAUUUUCCUCUGAGAGAUGGAAUAGAUGAUGACUCGUAUGAACAGAUCUUCAAACCUGUGAUGGCGAGGGUGAUGGAGAUGUAUCAGCCGAGUGCUGUGGUGCUGCAGUGUGGAGCUGAUUCUCUCUCAGGAGACCGGCUUGGCUGCUUCAACCUCACCAUCCGUGGUCAUGCGAAGUGUGUGGAGUAUAUGAAGUCAUUUAAUCUGCCGUUGUUGAUGCUGGGGGGAGGGGGUUACACCAUUCGCAAUGUUGCCCGCUGCUGGACCUAUGAAACUGCCGUCGCCCUGGAUACCGACAUCCCUGAUGAGUUGCCGUAUAAUGAUUAUUUUGAAUAUUUUGGUCCGGACUUUAAGCUGCACAUCAGUCCGUCUAACAUGACCAGCCAGAACACGCAGGAGUACAUGGACAAGAUUAAGCAGCAUCUCUUUGAGAACCUGCGCAUGUUACCCCACGCCCCCGGGGUUCAGAUGCAGCCCAUUCCAGAGGACAGUGUUCCUGAUGACACUGCAGACGAGGACACGGAGGACCCAGACAAACGCAUGUCCAUCCGAGCGUCAGAUAAGAGGAUUGCAUGUGAUGAAGAGUUCUCGGACUCUGAGGAUGAGGGGGAGGGGGGACGCAGGAACGUGGCCAAUCACAAGAAGGGAGUGAAGCAGGCACGGGUGGAGGGCGACAGGAAGUGUUUGAGCUGA